AUGGUGAAUUCAUGGUUCAAAAAUAAUCCAUACCUUAUCCUUGCACGUACCGCUUGCUCGCUAACCCACAACACGUUUGCAGGCCUAACGCACGCUAGAAGCCGCCACGACGCGUUCUCGUCGCACAAACGAUCCUACCACGACUAUUCACGCAAUGCCAACUUCGAAAACGCUUUAAAAAAGUACGAAUCCCCCGAAAAAAACGCCAAAAAACACCCCAAAUGCAAAAUCAGUCUUAAUAACAAACUCAAAAUCUCAGACGAAGUUAAGGUUGAAACUUUAGAUCUUCAAUGCAAUGCUAGUUCUAGAUCAAGUCUGUAUUCUAUACCCUCCAUAGAGUGGGACGGACGAUGCAAGUCAGAAUACGCCUUUAAAACCAGGUCUCUGCCAAGGCAAAGGGUUUCUGAACUUACCAAGUUGUACAGAACAAGGUCACAUAGUGGUUUUGUCAAUAAUUAUGUCAAAUACCCAGAACCGACGCAUUAUCAUUUACCUAGAUGUCGCUCUUGUGGCGCUACCAACAAUUCUUACGCGUGGGAAAUUAGAGAGAACAAAAAAUUACGCCAUUCGUUGUACUUCUCCGUCGAUGACAUCCCCCAAAAGUGUAUCGAGGAAGCGACCAAUAUAAACGUGGUUAAAGUCGAAGAAAAAGUCGUCCCAGUGUUCAAAGUGGCUAAAGUGGAAGAGGAGUUCGUCGAAAGUCAGGAAUUCAACGAAGACAACUAUUUAGGCGAACUAGGAAACAGUUUCUCGUCCCAAAAUGAGACUAUAAUCGAGAAAGAUUCUCCGGAAAAGGAGAAAAUUGAUGAUACGCUGACUGAAGAUAAGAAAAAUGAUGUUGUCUAUGAAGAUGACGUGUAUAGGGCUGAGUGUGUUCAAGUAGAAGAGCAUAGAGAAAUAGAUGAAGUAAAUAACAAUACUGUGGAGUCAAUAGAAGGAGAAUACCACAGCUUUACUGAUGAGCUGGAUUUUGAGGAAGCGGUGUAUGAGAGUCCAGUGAAAGACCUCGUAGAAAAGGAUAUUAGAGAUUAUUCCGUUCCUAUUAAUUUUUACUGCGACGACUACGCGAAGAAAGAAGAUAGCCCGAAAAAGUCGCCGCAAAAAAGGCGAGAUAUUGCUAAAAGUAACGCAACAAUCUUGGAGCCAAUUUUGGAAGAGUCCAAAAGUUCUUACGACGAUUCUAAUAAUUCUGUAGAUAAAGAAAAAGGUCCAGUAAAUAAUGUCAGUAAUAUCAUUGAAGAUGUAAUAACUAAAGCAGUGUCAGCCGUCGAAUUGAAAGACGAAAUCGGUGUUACCAGCGAAAUUAAAAUAACAACGGAAAUGCUUGAAACGGAAUACGUGAAACAAGAAUACUUUAUCAAUGACGAAGAAUCUGACAUAACUACUAACGAUUUGGAGAUUAUUUCGACAAAUAUAAUUCAGACUGCCAUAGAUGCUUAUAAAGAAACAGAAACCGUGGAAGAUGAAGUCAUAGAGAGUGUAUACGACGAUAUUUUCGACAUUUUGGCGAGUGAGGCUGCGAGCACCACUACAGUGCAAUAUAACCCUAAUUUCAAUGAUAAUAAAGACGUCAGAUCCAGUCUUUACAGCGUCAGUUCUGGUGUUGAAGUAUUGAGCUUUGAUUCGACGGUAGAAUUUGAGAAAUUGGAGGUGAUCUCAGAUAUCAUUGCUUCCAUUUUGAACAGGAUUGAUUAUAAUAAUAAUAAAGAGGAAGAAUUCUUUAAUAACGUCGAAAAUAGAGUAAUCAGGACUGAAUUCGAAAUUGAUGCUAUUAAUAAUAAUAAUAUUGAAAGCAUAGUUGAAAACGUUGAAGUUAGAGAAAGUGUGGAAUCAGAAAAUUCGGACACGAAGUCUUCUGACUCAAGUUCUGAGUUCUUCUCAAUAAAAAAGAUAAUUGAUGACAUAGAAACGAAUGUUUGUCUAAACGAGACUGUAUCCACUGAAAAUAGCGAGUUAGAAAUUAACCAAACGAAUAAAAUUGUAGAAGCGAUAAUUUACUAUGUUUUUAAUGCGGCAUUUUUCGCUUGCACCAAAAAGAAUAAGGCUAAAAAAGAUACUAAAAAAGUUGUUACAGUUGUAGAUUCAGAAGAUAUUUUGUUGACUGCCAUACCUUUAUGGGACGAUGAUGGUAUAAACACAGAUUUGGCUAUUUCGGAAGCAGAAGUUGAAAGCACACAAACAGUUAAUCAAGAUGUUUUAACUGAAAGUAACCUACAAGAUGCAAAUGAUUUAGAAACCUGUCUCAAUAAUGAUAAACUGCUAAUGGAAAGUGAUCGCUUCUCGCAUGACGUUAAGGUUGAUAAUGAAAGUGAACUGUACAAUGGAAUUGAUUUUAAUAUAACUUAUGUUACUGAAAAAAGUGCUACUGACAAGACGUACUUGUGUGAGGAGCAUGAUAAUUACAAUUACCAUGAAGACCCCGAUGAUACAGAUUGUAAUUCAUCAAUGAAUGAUGAAUCCGAAAUCCCAUACAUUACAAACGACACCGAAACCGAAGAACAGCGUAUAAGAAUAAACCAAAUAGCGGACGCAGAAAAUUUCCUAAACGAAACUUUUGUCAUGGAUUCUAAGUCAGAUAUGAACACAGCUUUUUUUGAAGAUCAAUACAGUAGAUGUUCGUCUCCUAACAGAGAAAGCAAAGCAUUUGAAUCGUGCACCGAAUCUCCAAUAAGAAACAAUAGCACAAAUUUCGCUGGCGACGAUUUGAGCGUACUAUACGAAAAAGACGACACAAUUUUAGGUUCUCCAUUCGUCAAAAAAGCACCCGUGAUUUCGAUGUCGCAAACCGAACAUAGCGGCGGCAUCAAAUACUGGCUGUCUUUCGACAAUAGUUUGACAGAAAUGACACCUGUCAAGAGGUACAGUAGACAAUUUGACGACAAUAAAGUCGCUAGCUUCGUUAGCGUAAACGAUGAUGAAGAUUUUGAAGGGUAUAAAAGAUCCGGUGUCUUGCAAGAAAAAUACAAUGAUAGCCAGUUCACGACUGAUAGCUUCACAACAGCAUGCGCUAGCAAUACAGACUAUAAUACUUGCGAAUCGAAUCUCGAUUCGAAAAUCGAGACGGAAUCGAAUCAGAAGCGAUUGCUGUACGAUUCCAGAGAUUUGAAGAGGUCGAGGAAGUAUUCGAGUUGGCCUCCGAUUGAUGAUUCGUUGUUUUAUAGAAUUAUAUCGAAGUUUAGAAUGUCAGAGAGUUUCGAUCCGAGCGAUUUGGAGGCUACAAAACUAGAUAAUAGCUAUUGAAAUAUUUCAAUAUUGCAUAAUUUCGUCGAAAUAAGUGCUAUCGUAUUUGCACUCACUAGGAUGUCGCGAUCGCUUCUCAUAGCGAAAUUGUAGUUCAAAGGAGACAGCGAAGCCAUCGCAGUUUUCACUUUGUCUAUGUAUUUCAGUUUGUUAUUUAAGACGAUAUUGUGUGCCCUUUAUGGGCAUAAAUAAUAAAAAUAUCUCUAUGGGGUGUUUAAAACAAUAUAUUACUGUAAGUUUUUUUAACCAUUCAUUUAUUUAGGAAGUAUUAGUAUUAAAAAAUUGGCGUUCAACAUUUCUAUAUUAAAACAUUUUUAAGUACCUCUGUUCAAUGCGUGGAAUAGUGUAUCAACUCAUUUUUUAGCUAUUUUUAGGGAAUGUCUGUUUUUGUGUUAAGUUCGUUUACAUUUGUGUUUGUAUUGUUUUUUUUGUACAUGCUUAGAAUAACUCUUCCAUUUUUUCUGUGAGC
Ostrinia nubilalis (European corn borer) is the source of this 3709-nucleotide messenger RNA. RefSeq lists its product as uncharacterized. Bases 1 to 3240 code for a protein of 1079 amino acids. NCBI's taxonomy places the organism in Eukaryota, Metazoa, Arthropoda, Insecta, Lepidoptera, Crambidae. The transcript has a single exon. The record is from RefSeq and is a predicted model, not a curated record.